GUCAAUAUAAAAGUUACACCGAUCUGGCCACCGAGCCACCACACAUGUAGCCCUGUCCCUCGUGUGUGCAGGAAAAAAAGAAGAUGGAGCUUCAGAUGCGCAGCCACACGGCAUACCGCCCCCCCCCCCGCGAAGGAAAAAACGAGCACACUGUGUCUGUUCGGGCCCAUUUCCAUGCACUGCACUGUAGCUCGUCUCACCCAUCCGCCCUCUGUCGGCACCGAGUGACUCUGAUCGCGUGGAGGCCAUCAGAGGCAAGCGAUGGCGCCCGGAGGCGAACGGACACGAGCCACAUUGCUACAACGAGUGGAAGGAAUGCACCGAUCAUCAAGAUGUGAUGUAAGGGAGCGUGACAGGGACCCACCUGCCUGAGCUCCUCUCGCGUCGGUGUUAAUCGGACGGACACCGACAGACAGAUGGACAAGACACACACGACACAAAAGUCAGCAGCCACGGCAGCUUGACAGAUACGUGUGUGCGCGUGAGUGUGUAGAGACCCCUCCCUCCCUCACUCACUCACUCACUCGUCACACACCACAUCGCUCCCCACAACAACAGCCGCCGUUCGCUCUUGGUGUCACGUAUGGCUCACGCUCUCCCUCUGGUCGGCUGCAGGGCUGUGGGCUGCCAUGAAGCUGGGCAGAGGAAGCUGCACAGUCACACGUCAACACCAGAGCAGAACGAUAGAAGAGGCCGGUGUCGGACAGCACAAGACACCCGGCAGUCAGACAAUCGCAAGGCAGAAAAAUCGCUGCCGCGCUCCAUUGAAAGCCAUCCAGCCAUCCGUCCGUCCGUCAGGUGUCAUCUCUCAGCCUAGUGUACACUACACGACCAAACAAUCCGAUCCACUCACUGCGUAUGUAUCGAGCCAAGGCCAGGCAGAGAGGCAUUGCAUUCAGGAAGGAAGACAGGCAGAGAGAGAGAGGGAGAGAGAGAGAGCGAAUAAAAGCACCACCGGUCGGUCGGAUGACACAUGGACACACACCCAGGCAGGUUGUAUGUAAGUCUGCACGUAGAGGCACUGGACGUACUGCAGGCAGUGAUAUAAAGGAAGGCAGCCACGAUGCAAUCAGUGAAUGCACGCAUCCCUCCCUCCCUCCCUCCCUCCCUCGAGACACCCGAUCAUGCGACGGGUCGCCCAUACAAGCGGAGACGCGACACACCCUGCAGGCACAUCACAAGAACACAUUGGAUCUCUUUGUUGAUGUGUUGCUCCCUCCCUCCCUGCCUCCCUGGCUCCCUGGCUCCCUGGCUGGCUCACCCCGUCAGGGUAGAUGGUCAGCCGCACGUGCGUGACCUCACCACACUCCUCCAACACCUGCACCAAGCAUGCCAAAACACACACAGAUGUACCACAUCACUGCCUGUCGCUGGCCAGGCCACCAUCCCGCCUCAGUCAGUCAGUCAGUCCUCACCGCGUCAGUGGAGCUGCUGGACGAUGCCGCCUCCGCGCUGGCCGCCCCUCCGUCCUUGAGCGCCAGGUAGCGACGCUCGUGUGCACGCAGCUUCGUGCGAGGCAGCUGAUGGAUGGAGGCGAUGGAUGCACACAAACAAACAGACGCGGACGCAUCGCAUCGCAUCGCAUGACAGACAGACACAUUGACAAUGUGGCUGCACUGCACAACACCGUCGUGUGUGGUGUGGGCUUACGAGAGUCUUCCACUGAAUGGAUCGGGUGUUCCUCUCAAACAACCUGAAGAAGGAGAGGGAGGGGAGAGAGGGGAGAGGGGAGAGAAAAGCGUGAACGUCACGUAUAUGUGUGUGUGUGUGUGUGUGUGUAUGUGUGUGGAUACUCACUCUUUCUGGUUGAGGACGUCCCUGUCCAGCAGGUCGGGGCGGUCGCAACCCUGCACACAACCAGCGAGUGACAGGACAACCACACAGAUGCCUCGCCAUUGGUAUGACAUGACGCGGUGUGCCGGCAGCGUCAGUCAGUCACCUCGAUGAGUGCCGACUCGGGGAAGUUGCCCUUGAAGUGAUUCGUGUCGAUCUCAAUCAACUCGAUGCACCCUGACACACACACAUGCACACACACAUGGAGCAGGUGGCGUCGCGCAGGUAGGUACCAAACCCCACUCCUCCUUCCUCCAUGUGCGCAUUCCAAUCCUCACCUCUGUGUGCGAGCUUGAAGAUGGCCCAGUCGUUGCCCACCAAGUUGGAGAUCGUCCCGUCAGGACCCACCGUCAGAAUCGGACUUCUAAACUUCUUCCUGAACCACACAACACGACCAUGCAUCGCACCCCUAUCCCUCCCUCCCUACCCCCCCGUGUGUGUGUGUGUGUCUGUGUGAGUCCUCCCUCCCUCUCACCUCGCCGUUUCCCACCCGUUGCCCAUGUUUGGCGCACGGUUGGGCAGCAGGCAGUUCUUGGGGACGCCGUAGUGCUGGUCGCUCCAGCACAGCGCCACCCCGCCGUUGAUGCUGCUGACCAGGUCGACCAGGUCGGGCCGCACCCCAGCACCGGACUCCUGCGCCUCUCUGGCCGACCGCCUCGUCACGAUGCCCGACUGCAGCUUCUCGUACAUGUCCAGGAUGUCACGCUUGACCUCACCGUACACACGCAGCCGCGCGAUGCCGCCGUCAGGGUACAUGUUGACCUUCAGGUGGGUCGCCACCGGCGGCUGCUGCUGGUGGGUGCUGUCGAGGGGCACCUCGAAGUAGUUGUGUCGCGUGUCGGGGUAGCCGGGGCCCAGGGGGUCCAUGUGGAUGAGGGUGUCGCGCUCGGUGAGCUGUGAGAUGAGGUCGGUGACGUCCUGGAUGACCUGCUCCUCCGCCCUGGUGCCCAUGGUGCCCGUGUGGCGAGUGGGGUUGGACGUCAGGGCCUUGAUGCGCUUCUCGAGGUCGGGGCAGUUGAUGGCCUCGACGCCCACCUGGGGGGCGUUGUUGCCGGUGAAAUAGCACGUGUCGAUGUCCAUGCCGCGGACCACACCGGGCAGACCUGACAUACAGAAACAUGGCAGGGAAGAAAGAUGCGAUGUGAUGUCCUCCCUCUGCAUCACAUCCUCCCUCUGUGUGCGGUGUGUGUGGUGUGGUGUGGUGAUUACCGAGUUGUAUGAUGGCGAAGUCGUGUCCGGGUGUGCGUCGCCUGCGCGACUCCCAGCCGUCCAUCCACUUGCCGAACUCGGUGAACUCGCCCUCGCGCCACUCCGGUGCAUCCUCCUUGAGCAGGUUGUCAGCUGCACACACACACACACACACACGCACUCACAAUGCGUCGAUGGAUGCACCCACCACAUACCGCAUGUGUCCCGGUGCUACCCCCUCCCACAGCCCCCGCCCUCACCCGCAGCGAACCACUCAUCGGUGGCAAAGAGUACCUUGCCGCCCACAGUGCACGAGGACAGCUCCGUCAGCGACAGAAAUGCAGGCUCCGUGCCGUCGCGCACUGGCGUGGCGCGGGAACGCUGCGCCCCCCCAAACGGCAUUGGGAAUAUGUGACUCAACAGGCCACCUCGACUGCCCGAUCUGUCCUUGAUUGGCGAGGAGGUGAGGACGUUCUUCACAGCAUCCACAGUGUCGGUGACGAGGCGGCUGACCGAUAGACCCGAUGCGGGGAAGCGAGAUGCGCCUGAAGGGGAGGUCUUCUGCUUCUUGCUGAGGGGAGGGUCGUCCUCCUGCUCGUUGGCAGCCACCUCGUCGCCUUCGUUGGCUGCCUCGAGGGUCAGAUCUUUGGCGCUUCGCUUCGCAGGAGGUUUCUGGUUCUUGACGUCCUCGAGAUCUUCUCCCGCCGUCGCGGACAGGUGGCGAGCGGCCUGAGUCUGAGGAUCUGCAGCCUCUGCUGACAUCGAGGACGAUAGAUGCAGGCGAGAAACACACCAGAGCUGUUUUGUUGCCUGAACUCCGUG
This is a messenger RNA of Vitrella brassicaformis, 3843 nucleotides long. The record is from the annotation of a GenBank genome assembly. NCBI's taxonomy places the organism in Eukaryota, Vitrellaceae.